Molecule: messenger RNA, 261 nt
Organism: Knipowitschia caucasica
Lineage: Eukaryota; Metazoa; Chordata; Actinopteri; Gobiiformes; Gobiidae
Source: the annotation of a GenBank genome assembly
AUGCCUCGGAUUCGUUCAGAGAACCUGAUCAUGAUUUAUCGGAUGAGUGGUUGCAGUCUCAAUCCAGCAGAGCAUCCUCUCCAGAAGCUCCACAAAAAGUCGAAGCACGUUCGUCACCCAGAAGCUCUGGGGAGGAUGGCUGACAGGAGGAUCAGUGGGAGCCGAGUCAGUCCCUUCACAGGAGCUCCUGGACCUCAGAGGCUGCGGACAGAGGCUGCGAAGCUGGAUUCAUCUGAUCCAGACUUUCUGGAGCUGGAUUAA